Messenger RNA from Geosmithia morbida, 354 nucleotides. RefSeq lists its product as uncharacterized. NCBI's taxonomy places the organism in Eukaryota, Fungi, Ascomycota, Sordariomycetes, Hypocreales, Bionectriaceae. The record is from RefSeq and is a predicted model, not a curated record. The transcript has 2 exons. Bases 1 to 354 code for a protein of 117 amino acids.
AUGCUUCUAAUGUCGUAUGCGGGUCUAGGACUACACACCCGAGCCGCCCAGCAAGUCGCCAAGAUAGGCCGUGUUGACCUCGAGCGCGAGUCAGAGCGCACUCUUCAAGAGCUUAAAGCCCACGGCCUUGUCGAUCGAGACGAUAUAAGUAACGGCAACUUGACCUGGAACCGCGAGCUACAACUUGUUAUGAAGAUUGAUUUCGACCACGCCUCCGUCAACGGGUCCAAGGCCCUUAGUCCGGCCGCAUCAAAGCGAGACGGAGAGCAUGGGACGACGGCGAGCGUGCUGAAAGCCCCUCCAGACUGCUACAAAACGCACGACGAUCAGACGCUUUCAUCGCCAGCCUUCUAG